CAGACUUUAGAGAAAACACAACAACCGGACAAAAAGGAGGAAUCAAGUAUUUCCGAUUCAGUCAGAUUAAAAAGCGACGAAUCCAACCCGUCAGCGGAAGAGAGCAAUCCUAAAUCUUUAGAAAAUACAACAGAAUCUUCAGGGACUAAUAAUGGCGCCCGGAGACCAGCCAAGACCAAGGGAGGGCGAGCCUCUAUGUGAGGGUGAUACCAAGGUCGUCUACGAUAUAUUACCACACCCAGUAUCUGAAUACAUCUUCGAGAGGGUAAGAGACGAGGUGCAAUGGCAGCGCAUGUCUCACCAAGGCGGCGAGGUGCCAAGACUCGUCGCCGUCCAAGGACAAGUGGACGAGGAUGGCAGCAUGCCUAUUUACCGUCACCCGUCAGACGAGUCGCCUCCGUUGCUACCAUUCUCUCCUGCAGUGCUUGAGAUUAAAAAAGUAGUCGAAAAACAAUUGGGACAUCCUCUAAACCACGUCCUUAUACAAUUUUACCGUGACGGUAACGACUAUAUCUCAGAGCAUAGCGAUAAAACGCUGGAUAUUUCCAAGGGCAGCUUUAUCGCUAAUGUUAGCCUGGGUGCUGAACGAACCAUGACGCUACGGACAAAGCGACAACCGAGAAAUAAGGAUUCGGUAGAUGCGGAGCCUUUGCCCACGAUAAAACGUCAAGUCCAACGAGCAUGUCUACCUCACAAUUCGCUUUUUCAGAUGGGAUUGCAGACAAAUAUGCGAUGGCUCCACGGCAUUCGACAAGACAAGAGGAUCAACCGCGAAAAAUCAGACGCGGAGCUGGCCUACGACGGUGGCCGCAUCUCGUUGACGUUCAGAAGGAUAGGGACCUUCCUGGACCGUGACAACAAGCUGAUAUGGGGGCAAGGGGCUACAUCAAAGACGAGGGAGGGCGCGAAAAAUGUGAUCAAUGGACAAACGCCUGAGGCUAUUAAAAUGCUGCAAAGUUUCGGUCGGGAAAAUCAGUUGACAGAAUUCGACUGGGAGGAAUAUUAUGGCAUAGGAUUUGACGUUUUGCACAUCUCCACCGCACCUCGACUAUUCCUAUCACCGGAUCCAGUCGUUAAUAUGCGUAUCCAACUGAUGCUAGCCGAGUACGGAGUUAGCUACGCGAGAGGUAGCAUGUCGCCGCUCUUUAAGUGGAAGGAUAGCAGGCCUACUAAUGACCCCUUCGCCAUCCCUAAGGACCUCCCUAUCAAGUUUGUCGAUAAUGACUUUCUAAAGACAACUGUCGAGGGCGAGACCUCAAUCAUGCUGUACCUCGAUCGCUUUUACGGUCCCAAAGCCGGAAGUAACCCGUCCAGGGAUUUUGUGAAAGAGGGCACUCGCUUUCAGCAAGGGAUUGCCUUGUUAAAAAAGAACGAAAAGCUGAAGGCCGAAUUGGGUACAUGGGAGGAUUACGCAGCGGAAGGCAACGAUUUCAUCGCAGGACCUACUAUGACCCUGGCCGACUUUGCAUUUUUCCCUGUCCUUCACGAUAUAAUUAGGGUUCAAGGCCAAGAUCUGUUUGGACAUGAUGGAGCUGGGUUUGAGAAUUUGAAAAAGUACUACGAGCGUCUCGAGGCACGGGAUUCAAUCAAAAAAGUAAUAGCCGUGUGUACGACCUGUUCGUCGCAGAAAUCCACCAGUACUCCCGACGCCACUAUAUCGACAUAGGCUUCCGUCCCUGGUCUUGCUAAGUAGAUCGCGACGCCGCUGCAGAAUUGAAGAACCGGGAUGGAUAGACAUUUUGGAUAAUACUUAUAAGCCUCUACAUGCCUAUCAAAGGAGAAGCGUUCACAUUUAGCGUAGCAUCGUAUGGGCGCAUGGAUGGCUUGCCUUCUGGCUUCUUCUGCGGCGAGGAUAAGAUGGGAUAGUAUGGACAGGUAAAUCUACCAAGAAGACUUACCGAGAUGUAAAAUGAUACACUAAUCUAACGAGCCAUGUAUUGUCGUGAACUCGUUCGCACUAGAUGUUAGAAUAAGAUACCUAUGAAUAUCACUUGUAUAUAUAUAUUUAAAAUAUUACUUUGAUUCAA
Daldinia loculata is the source of this 2027-nucleotide messenger RNA. RefSeq lists its product as uncharacterized. NCBI's taxonomy places the organism in Eukaryota, Fungi, Ascomycota, Sordariomycetes, Xylariales, Hypoxylaceae. Gene Ontology annotation, molecular function: dioxygenase activity. Gene Ontology annotation, cellular component: nucleus. Bases 152 to 1666 code for a protein of 504 amino acids. The transcript has 2 exons. The record is from RefSeq and is a predicted model, not a curated record. Gene Ontology annotation, biological process: DNA repair; DNA alkylation repair.